AUGGCCGCAUCCACCCUCUCCGUCUGCUCCGACUCCUCCUGGCAGGUGGAUGACUGUCCAGAGAGCUGCUGUGAGCCCUCCUGCUGUGUCCCCAGCUGCUGUCAGUCCUCCUGCUGUGUCCCCAGCUGCUGCCAGCCCUCUUGUUGCACCUCCUGCCCCUGCCAGCAGGCCUGCUGUGUGUCUGUCUGCUGCAAGCCCGUGUGCUGCACACCUGUCUGCUGCAAGCCUGUCUGCUGCACACCUGUCUGCUGCAAGCCCCUGUGCUGUGUGCCUGUCUGCUCUGGGGCCUCCUCCUGCUGCCAGCCCACCCCCUGCACCUCAUCCUGCUGCAGACCCUCCUCCUGUGUGUCCCUCAUCUGCCGCCCCGUGUGCAGGCCUGCCUGCUGCGUGCCCGCCUCCUCCUGCUGUGGCCCUGCCUCCUCCUGCCAGCCCAGCUGCUGCCGCCCAUCCUCCUGCAUGUCCCUGCUCUGCCGCCCCCUGUGCUCCCGCCCAGCCUGCUGCGUCCCCGCCUCGGCCCAGAAGUCCUGCUGCUGA
Myotis brandtii (Brandt's bat) is the source of this 534-nucleotide messenger RNA. RefSeq names its product keratin-associated protein 10-3-like. The transcript has a single exon. Gene Ontology annotation, cellular component: keratin filament. Lineage: Eukaryota; Metazoa; Chordata; Mammalia; Chiroptera; Vespertilionidae. The coding region runs from base 1 to 534 and encodes 177 amino acids. The record is from RefSeq and is a predicted model, not a curated record.